AUGGACAAACUCACAAGAGGAUGGGUCCAGCAUCAACGCAAAGCUGCACGUCAAGAAGCCGCCUCGCGCAGCGUCUCAUGUCCGCUCUGCGAGGCCGAAGUGCAGCACAGCCUUGAUGAAUUCAAGGCGCACUAUACGUUGAAGCAUCCAACGUCAGCUGACCAUUCUGAUAUUGAGGAAGCCUUCAAGAACUGUACGCUCCAGGGCAACGAUGCCACCAAGGCUCGGCCCCCUGGGGACACCACUAAUGCCGGGGCAGUGACCAGAAAACGACCAGUAUCUGGCAACCCUGACUUCACCGACAGGGCUGAAGAUGACUUUGAUAGGCUGAAUUUAGCGGGGGAUGACUCAGUAUCUACCCGCCGAGGAAGUAAAAAGAUAUGUUCCCCUCCCGCGUCAAUCACCCAACAACGCGGCUCAUCACCACCGACUCCAGGCAGGAGUCGUGCCAGACUCAGUGAGAGAGAUGAUGACUUUGUUCGCACCAAGAACCCGACUGGUCGUCAACUCUGGACUGCCGAUGAUGCCCGAAAGACCGGUUCGCCGCAAAGACCACGAACGCCACAGACAAGGCAUGGCCAGUUGAUGUCCUCUUCCAGCCAUCAUCGGUCUCCCCAGCAUAAAGGCCAGCGCAAUCCAGGACAACAUCAUGGCCAGCCGAAACAGUCCGCCGAUGCCGCUGCGUCAACAUCGGAGUUGUUUCGUCAACCAGAUACUCGGUCUAUAUCCUCAGACCAGCUUGCCGCCGAAGUCCAAGGCAUCUAUGCCGGACUGGUUUUGCUCGAGAGCAAGUGCAUUGAAUAUGAUAGCACACAGAAGGAGACUGACCUAAGUCAAGAGCAAUAUCAUGCAUUGAUUUCUCUUCACCGAUCACUUCUCCAUGAGCACCAUGACUUUUUAUUGGCAUCUCAACACCCAUCAGCGAGCGCCGCGCUCCGAAGGCUUGCAUCCAAGUAUUUUAUGCCUGCACGAAUGUGGCGUCAUGGUAUACACUCGUUUUUAGAGCUUCUAAGGCGGAAACUGCCUGGCUCGCUUGAGCAUAUGCUCACCUUCAUAUAUAUCGCGUAUACCAUGAUGGCGUUGCUAUAUGAGACAGUUCCCGCGUUUGAAGAUACGUGGAUAGAGUGUCUUGGUGAUUUAGGGCGUUACAGGAUGGCAGUUGAAGAUGAUGAUAUCCGAGAUCGAGAAAUUUGGACUGGUGUAUCAAGAUUCUGGUAUACUAAGGCUUCGGAUAAGAUACCAAUGACCGGACGACUUUAUCACCACCUAGCGAUUUUGGCACGACCAAAUGCCCUGCAACAGUUAUACUAUUAUGCUAAAUCUCUCUGCGUUCCAGUGCCAUUUCUCAGCGCUAGGGAUAGCGUCAUGACGCUAUUUGAUCCCCUCUUAAAUGCAAAUCCAAGUGCUUCUCAACGUCUAGAGCCAGCUGAUGUAGCUUUUGUGCGAGUUCAUGGCAUACUCUUCUCUGGCACGCAUGAGGAUCAGCUCGAGCCCUCGAUGAAGCAAUUUCUGGAACUUCUGGAUAAUCGCAUUGGAAGAGAACAUGGAAAUUGGCUUGAAUCUGGGUAUUUUAUUGGCAUCUCAUUAAGCUGCCUGCUCCUAGGUUUUGGAGAUACGUCAAAUGUCCUUAUGAAUGCUGUUUUGAAGAGUCAACAAGCAGACGACACUAUGAUGGAUGAUCUUCCAGAUCCGGUGCUGACUGACGCAUUCAAGACAGCGGUGGGAUUUGCAGCUCGCACGUAUGAGAUUGUUAUUGCUCGGUGGGGUGACAAGAACACAUUGCCAUGCCUUCAUACCCUCUUAGUAUUCCACUGGUUUAUGAUGGAUUUUGACGUGGGAAGACAGUACUUAGAGGACUCACUCCCAUGGGAACAGACUGCUUUACUAUUCAACUAUCUAUUACGGACUAGCGAGUUUACACCACGGUUGGAUACCCCGGAAAUUCCGUGGCCCGAAGGUGGUAAGGCGCACCCUCUUCCCGAAGACUAUGCUAUGCGUGGUUUAAUCUAUACCGGAACCUAUUUCCCAAAGAAGUGGUUUGAUAAUACGGCGAUUGAUGACGACGAAAAAUACUUUGAGCCUGCGUCAACCGUAGGCAAGCGUUGCGAAAGAAUCCUGUGGCUCGGGCAUAGCAUUGCAAUGAAGAAAAGACAGCUGCACUGGGAUAAGCAUGCGAGGCAGUUCUCUACAAAGGGGGGAAAUCACAACGACGAGCUCGAAGAUGAGCCAGUUGAGCUGGCCGCGUCUGUUACUGAUGUUGCAUCGACCGAACCAGCAAACCCGUGA
Metarhizium brunneum ARSEF 3297 is the source of this 2286-nucleotide messenger RNA. The record is from RefSeq and is a predicted model, not a curated record. NCBI's taxonomy places the organism in Eukaryota, Fungi, Ascomycota, Sordariomycetes, Hypocreales, Clavicipitaceae.